This is a messenger RNA of Ciona intestinalis (vase tunicate), 3089 nucleotides long. Lineage: Eukaryota; Metazoa; Chordata; Ascidiacea; Phlebobranchia; Cionidae. The record is from RefSeq and is a predicted model, not a curated record.
GUGGUGAUAAAACGGCGGCACGGUCACUGGCAAGUACGACCGCGAAAGAUUGUCUUUACGUUUUACUGCAACUUGCUCAAUCUAUAACGAGUGUAACGAGUAGAUGAAAAUAUGAGGAUAUUUGGGGCUUUCUGUGUUGUGGCCUUGAUUGCAAUUAUUGAUCGAACGAACGGAGAUUGUUCCAACACAGAUCAACGUCAGGCAUGUUCUAGUGGCGGUAACCUCGCUCAAGCUGAAUGCAGACAAGCCGGUUGCUGCUUUGAAGGCAGCAGACCGCCAAACUGUUUCUUAAACAUCACGCUUAUCGCUGCCAUACAAGCCGUCGAAGUAUUACAAGCAUUGCCGACCGUAACACCGCCAGACGAUGUUGAACCGGUCAAACGAGUGGCGUCGACAGUCGGAGCGAGAUUGGACGAUAGGACGGCCAGUUCUGAGAUCGAACAACGAGCCCUCGGAUUCGGAACGAACAGUCUUCUUGGAUUGACUCUUAACUUCCCUGUGUGUCCAGUAAACGUUCCUAUCUGCCAAAGAGCGAGGUGCAACCCCACGAACCCCCUUGCUGAAACGAACCCUCUUAUUUGUUACGAGGACCCUAGAUGCUGCUUCGAUAAAGACCUUUACGUCCACAAAGCCAUAUUCGGCGCCGGGUAUAUGUCGAAUGCUCCCGUGUGUUUCUACGGGCCUACAUCAUCCAGAUACGUUGACAUCGCGCGGUUGAUCACACCGUGGAAUCCCUUCUUCCAGGAGGCGGUAAUUAAAAUUUACGAUUCCGCGUUCAACAACGUGCUCAACUACCAACAAAUAGCGCUGUGUGCCCUCACAAAUGCAGUUAGUUUGUUAGCCAAACAAUGCGGAUGGCAAGGAAUCACAAAGAAAGAAUGUCAGCUGAUGGGUUGUUGCUACUCUGAUUCCAACAGUUUCUGUGCUUAUCCCUCCGACCAAACAUUAGGAUUACUUCCUUCGUUUCCCACGGGCGCUGGAUUUGCUUCCCAGGAAUAUUAUCCAGAACUUGAGAGGCCUCAAAACCCACUUACGUGCGAAGCGAAUAAUGGUGGAAUUGGCGGAAUUGGCGGCAUAGGUGGAAUUGGUGGAAUUGGCGGCAUUGGUGGAAUUGGAGGCAUAGGUGGAAUUGGAGGCAUUGGUGGAAUUGGUGGAAUUGGGGGCAUUGGUGGGGGUAAUUUCAUUAACCCGACAACCCCCAGCAUGUUCGAUCGUCUUCCAUGCAAAUCCACAACAACAGGAACAGAUGCCAUCUUUAACACCUUACUUACUUGUCCAACUGUUGGGUGUUGCACCAAUAAUUAUGCGCUGAUAUCAACCAUUGGAAACUUCAGUCUUUUCGGUUACACUGCCUUUGGAUUCUGCCCUUACUUCUAUUUUCCAAUCACGGGACUCCCUGAUCUUACAUCAAAACUUACGAACUGCUGUAACCUUCAUGCUUGCUACCAUCCAAGGAGUUCUGGUCGUGGUAGUAACGGCGGUGGCUUCUACGCCUCAUGGGGCGUGUGGGGAGCCUAUGGUGCAUGUAGUGGUGCUUGUGGGAGUACUGGCCAGCAAAUCCGAAGCAGAAGUUGCACCAGGAAUGGACAAUCCGCUGCUGGCCAAUGUCAAGGUGCGGCUACGAGUUCAAGACCAUGCACGGCGCCGACUUGUUCGAAUUGGGGGCUGUGGGGAGGAUUUGGUGCAUGCCAAGGCUCAUGCGGACAACUUGGAACGCAAUAUAGAAGAAGAGUAUGUCGGGGUUACAACAAUCAGCCCUCAAAUACUUGCCCAGGGGCAUCACAAAGCAGUAGAAGAUGUACCGUUCCUUCGUGUUCAAAUUGGCAGGCAUGGGGAGCAUUCGGCCCUUGUGACGGACAGUGUGGACAGCUCGGAACACAAGUAAGGCAAAGGUCCUGCGUAGAUAGAUUCAACAGGCCAUCGCAAACCUGUAUUGGAAGUGCAACUAGUUCCCGUCGUUGUCAAUUGCCAGCGUGUGCUACCUGGGGUAUUUGGGGUGCGUAUGGAAACUGCCAGGCAUCGUGUGGCGCGAUUGGGACUCAAACACGAUUCAGAACCUGCACUGGUGUAACCGGGGCACCUUCCAACCAAUGCGGUGGGUCAGCAAGUCAAAACAGGAACUGCAGAGCUCCGUCUUGCCCUGCGGUGUGGGGUAACUGGAGGUCUUGGGGUGGUUGCCAAUUAGACUGCACUAGAACAAGACAACGAAGCUGUACUGUUGGUGGGAGACCAACUACCUCAAAUCGGUGCUCAGGUUCAGAUAGCGAGAGAAGAACCUGUCCAGGUGAUUGCUUGAGCCAGGAGCCACCUAACGGUCAACCCUGGGUGAGCUGGGGGUCGUACAGCGGGUACGGACUUUGUACAGGCACAGGUACAUGUGGUGUUGGUUCUCAAACCAGAUACAGAAGAUGUUUCUACCUUGGAAGACCCGACUCCCGGAUCGGCAACGAUUACUGUACAUUCACAUACCCGCAAACUCAAGCAAGCGAAAGUCGAUCUUGUAAUAGGAAUCCAUGCCCUACCCAAUCUACCUACACGUGGACAAUCUGGUCGUCUUUUUCACAAUGUAACUCACCGCCUGGUAGCUGCCAAGGAAUGCAAACCUCAUCAAGGACAUGCAUUAAUCCAGUUACUCAACAACAGGUUGGAUCGGUACAUUGCCGACCAGGAGUGGAUACCAGAACCCAAAGUUGCAACUCGUGUUCAACAGGAUCCCAACCUCCAACAUAUGGCCAAUGGUCAAACUGGGGAAAUUGUGGAGUCUCAUGCACGAGGACAAGAGCGAGAUGCCGAACCGGAAGCAAUUGUCGCUUGGCUUCUGAUUGGGACGUUGACAGCGAGUCGUGCAACUGCAACCUACAACAGUGUAUCGGCCGUUGCUAAUCUAGAUGCUAACCCUUUCAUAAACCCUUCUUGAAACUAGAAACAUUCCGUCAAAAGAAGUUUCUAACGUUUUUUUUCCAAGAACAAGCUCUAUAUGAAGAGUUUUUUGAAUAAAAUAAAGAUAUCUUUGUUAUAUUUUCUCUAACGAAUUAUGUACAUGUUGUGACAUCAGCAUUUGACGUAAUAAACAAUAUUCAAUACCGUGG